Molecule: messenger RNA, 1265 nt
Organism: Helobdella robusta
Lineage: Eukaryota; Metazoa; Annelida; Clitellata; Rhynchobdellida; Glossiphoniidae
Exons: 6
Coding region: 129-959 (276 amino acids)
Biological process (GO): regulation of DNA-templated transcription
Cellular component (GO): chromatin; nucleus
Molecular function (GO): histone H3K36 methyltransferase activity; protein binding
Source: RefSeq, a predicted model, not a curated record
CUCCAUUCGAAAACCCUGUCUGUCACUGUACCAUCGGUAACAACGGAAGCAGCAGCAGCAGUAACGACAACAACUUCACAGAUAGUCAGCGAUGUUGUGGCUUGAAUUCAGACUGCAUCAACAGGACGAUGAUGUUUGAGUGUCAUCCUCUUGUUUGUAUUGGCAAAGACAGAUGCAUGAACCAGUGUUUCACGAAACGUUUGGAUGCAGAAACAAAAAUAAUGAAAACCGAAGAAAAGGGCUGGGCUCUGUUCAGCAAGUCAGAAAUUUUAAAGGGUCAGUUCAUAGGCGAGUACGUUGGAGACCUGAUUGAUACAGAUGAGAGCAAGAAGAGGUUGGAAGAUGCCCAGUUGAAGGGGUGCACGAAUUUUUACAUGCUCACCCUGGAUAGGAACAGGAUCAUAGAUGCAGGUCCAAAGGGCAACCACACGAGAUUCAUGAAUCACAGUUGUGAACCGAACUGUGAGACGCAAAAAUGGACAGUCAACGGUGAUGUCAGGAUUGGACUGUUUGCCCUACAGGACAUAGCAGCAGGCACAGAGCUGACAUUCAACUACAACUUCGACUGUUAUGGAACAGGCAUCACGAAGUGCAAGUGUGGCUCGUCCAUAUGCAGCGGCUACCUCGGCGUCAAACCCAAGACAGCUGCAGCUUGGCAGGUGGAGAAGCGAUCGCUGGAGACAAAGAUGAGGAGGUUGCAAGCGAAAAGCGUUCAAAACACUAACAAACCAGUCAAGAAACCGAACAAAAGUUUAGCUAAUGGGCCAUACAGUGAGCAAAAUGAAGCAUCGACUAGCAGACGAAGUAAAAAACAGAUCAACAACAACGCAACUACAGCACGCAAUGAACGAUCAAAUAUCGACGAAAGUACCUCUGCCAACCACAAAAACAAAGAAGGCAAGAAAAGAAAACACCUGACAUGUUCAAACGAAAAUAGAAAAAAAAUUAAAAUGAAUUAAAUUCUGUCAUCUUCUGCUAGUGCGUUAUAAAUUGGAUCAUUGCGUGUUUUGUAUUCGCUACUUUUGCACCUCACUCAAACCUGAUGACAUUGAACCGGGCGACGCGCUAUUACGUUUUAUUGUGAUUCCACCUGUUAUAUUCUCACUGGCAUCUUUUCAUAUUGCUUUCUUAUAUUGUUCGUGCCUGUAUAUAUGUACUUAUGUAUAUGUUGUCCUCUUUUGUGUUCAUCAUGUCAUAUUUUUAUGGACUACGUAUGUUUUUGGUGAAAUUUUCAUAUUUUUUGAAUGAAAUAUUACGUUGCAAAA